Messenger RNA from Mesoplodon densirostris (Blainville's beaked whale), 2948 nucleotides. It is a transcript of the gene MIEF1, whose product is annotated as mitochondrial elongation factor 1. The record is from RefSeq and is a predicted model, not a curated record. Gene Ontology annotation, cellular component: mitochondrial outer membrane. The transcript has 5 exons. NCBI's taxonomy places the organism in Eukaryota, Metazoa, Chordata, Mammalia, Artiodactyla, Ziphiidae. Gene Ontology annotation, biological process: mitochondrion organization; positive regulation of mitochondrial fission. Bases 988 to 2379 code for a protein of 463 amino acids.
AGGGGCAGAGGGGCCAAGGAGCCAGAGAGGCUCCUUCUGGCUUCUGCGUAGAGAGAGAAUGUGCCCCUUCUUGCUCUGCUGUGUCACAUGCAAGGAUCAUUUAGAGCAGUGGUCCCCAACCUUUUUGGCACCAGGGACCGGUUUCGUGGAAGACAAUUUUUCCCCGGGCCCGGGCCGGGGGGAUGAUGGCUCAGGCGGUGAUGGGAGCGAUGGGGAGCGGCAGAUGAAGCUUUCCUCGUUCGCCCACAACCCACCUCCUGCUGUGUGGCCUGGUCCUCACAGGCUGUGGACCACUAUGGGCCCGGGGGUUGGGGACCCCUGAUUUAGAGGGUGGUCCUCCCUAUUGUAAAUACAUCUCUAAAGGUUCUUUUGUUUUAAAAGGCAAUAGAACAGUGGUCAUGGUUUUGUAUCGGGAACUGUGUAAUGAUCAGCUUUGUCCUGAUUGGGUUACUCUGCCUCAGAUGAGUUUAUGUCCCAUCUCUGUCUCAGUGGCCACUGGAGGGAGGAUGACUAGAGUUCUGGCCUGACCCCACCUGUAAAUAAAGAGUUUAACUCUUCUCCUCAGCCUUGUUUGCUCUGUGCAUUUGAAGUGGGCGUAUAUUUCAUUUGGCCAAGCAGUCUCUCAUUAUGUCCCUAAACCUGAAGCUCCUAUCGACGGUAAAAGGUGGAGAAAAGAAAAGUGCCAUGGUUGUGAACUCUAGUUAGGGAAAAAAAUAAUUCUGGGAUUGACAGCGACUCUUAGUUCACUCAAUUGCUGGAAUAAGUAGAGGCAGAAAUAUUUCUCUCUGGUUGACAGGGGAGGCUAGGGGCAUGACAUGCAACACUAGCAAUACCCAGUUGUAAGGGUAUUAGAAAGAAUGUUACUUCACACUGGAAGAUGCAGUGAUCUUGUUCCUCUUUCUCCUCCCGUUCUAGGUAUAUUGGUGAAUGGUAAACAACUGUUUUUCCCUACAUAGUUCCUGGCGUACAGGACACGGGAGGUGAGCAAUGGCAGGCGCUGGUGAGCGCAAAAGCAAGAAGGAUGAUAAUGGCAUCGGGACGGCCAUUGACUUUGUGCUCUCCAAUGCCCGGCUGGUGCUCGGGGUGGGUGGGGCAGCCAUGCUGGGCAUUGCUACACUGGCGGUUAAGCGGAUGUACGAUAGGGCAAUCAGUGCCCCUACCAGCCCCACCCGCCUGAGCCAUUCAGGGAAAAGGAGCUGGGAAGAACCAAACUGGAUGGGCUCCCCCCGAUUGCUCAACAAGGACAUGAAGACAGGCCUGAGCAGGUCCCUACAGGCCCUUCCCACAGGCUCCUCGGCCUUUGACACAGAUACAUUCUGCCUGCCCCGGCCCAAGCCAUUGGCCAGGAAGGGCCAGGUAGACUUGAAGAAGUCACGACUCCGCAUGUCCCUGCAGGAGAAACUUCUUACUUACUACCGGAACCGGGCGGCCAUCCCUGCUGGCGAGCAGGCUCGGGCCAAGCAAGCUGCCGUGGACAUAUGUGCCGAGCUCCGGAGCUUCCUGCGGGCCAAGUUGCCUGACAUGCCACUUCGGGACAUGUACCUGAGUGGCAGCCUCUAUGAUGACCUGCAGGUCGUGACAGCCGACCACAUCCAACUCAUCGUGCCCCUCGUGCUGGAGCAGAACCUGUGGUCGUGUAUCCCCGGAGAGGACACCAUCAUGAACGUCCCCGGCUUCUUCCUGGUUCGCCGGGAGAACCCAGAGUACUUUCCUCGUGGUAGCAGUUACUGGGACCGCUGUGUAGUAGGGGGCUACCUCUCUCCAAAGACAGUGGCAGACACGUUCGAAAAGGUAGUGGCUGGCUCCAUCAACUGGCCGGCCAUCGGGUCCCUCUUGGACUAUGUGAUUCGGCCGGCCCCACCCCCAGAGGCUCUGACUCUGGAAGUGCAGUAUGAGCGCGACAGGCAUCUCAUCAUUGACUUCCUGCCAUCAGUGACCCUUGGUGACACUGUCUUGGUGGCCAAACCACACCGGCUAGCCCAGUAUGACAACCUGUGGCGGCUGAGCCUGCGUCCUGCCGAGACGGCGCGCUUGCGGGCUCUGGACCAGGCCGACUCGGGCUGCCGCUCUCUGUGCCUCAAGAUCCUCAAGGCCGUGUGCAAGUCCACUCCGGCCCUGGGUCACCUCACUGCCAGCCAGCUCACCAACGUCAUCCUCCACGUGGCCCAGGAGGAGGCUGACUGGUCUCCAGAUGUACUGGCUGACCGAUUCCUGCAGGCCUUGAGGGGACUCAUCAGCUACUUAGAGGCCGGAGUUCUGCCCAGUGCCCUAAACCCCAAGGUGAACUUAUUUGCAGAGCUCACCCCUGAGGAAAUAGACGAAUUGGGAUACACUCUCUAUUGCUCACUGUCUGAGCCGGAGGUGCUGCUGCAGACGUAGGGCAGGUGAAGGCAGGUGUCGAGUGGUCGGGCCCUGGAUUCUCUGUUAGAAACACUUGGUUCCAUAGUUGAUGCUUCACAGGGUCCCUGGGUGCCUCCCAUCUUUGCUGGUCAUCGCCCUGGGCACUUCAUGCUGAUUAGAAAGGUAUCGCUCUCUCCUCUUUUCUCACCAACCAUUUCUGUUUUUGUUACCAAGCACUGUGCUCUCUACUCUUCCCCUCCCCCUUGCUCCAGGCUAGUUUUUCUUUGAAUGAAUUGAGAAGGUGGAGCACUGGCCUGAGCUGUGGAGACCACUUGGUGUUUUGCAUUUCGGCACAGGUCUGCUGUGUAUGCCCUGCCCCCUGCCCCUUUUCAGUGUCUUCUCUUUUUCCACCUGUUCACACCUGUUUUGCUUUUUUUUCUGGAGCACAUCUGCCUAAUCAAGAUGCUGCCUUGUAGUUGACUGUCACUGAAGUUAUGAUUGCAUGUUUCAAACUGAACUCUGCAGAGAGCGCCCAGACAGUAUUUAGGGUUUCUAGGGGUAAAGCUGGUGGAAAAGCUGGCCUUUGACCCAGGUUCCUGGAAAAGAAA